Gloeophyllum trabeum ATCC 11539 is the source of this 768-nucleotide messenger RNA. RefSeq lists its product as uncharacterized. The annotation marks the transcript as partial. The record is from RefSeq and is a predicted model, not a curated record. The transcript is spliced from 2 exons. Lineage: Eukaryota; Fungi; Basidiomycota; Agaricomycetes; Gloeophyllales; Gloeophyllaceae.
CGCAAGACACGUUCUUCGGCGCAGGACGCUGCUGAGCCCGAGCAACCACUUGACAGGUCCGUCGCGACACUAGACCUGCCGGAUGACGACGGUGCAGACACCAAAUCGUUCGCAUCAAGGUCUCGGACGACGGACGAUGACGGCCAAUCCGUAGCCUCGACAUCAAGACUUACAGACGAGGAUCCCGCUCUCUUCGAUGAGGAGGAGACCCCUGCACCAUCCAAGCAGAAGCAGAAUUAUUACGGGGGAGGCGGCUACGAUGCCCUGAAGUCCUUCAAUGGCCAGAUGUAUUCUGGCAUGGCGAUCGGCGGGUCACAUACCUGGAAUUAUGACCAGGGCGUGUGGAAGGAGACGAAGGAGGAGCCGGACUUGUGGAAGAUCGACUAUAAGACAAGGAAGAGGCGCGCCAGGAACGCGCCGAAGGGUAGUGGGGCACCUGUUGGGACAGAGUAUCAUUGGUUGAUUGUCGCGCACCAGUAUGUCAAGAAGAUUGACACGAAUACGUACGAGACGCACCUGACGGGAUCGAAGUACAAGCUCGCGCACAAGAACGUGAAUUCGAAUUCGUGGUCGGUACCCACUGUCAAGAGACAGCGGGAGCGCGAGAUACUGUUGCUUGAGGAUGCGAAGAGGAGGGUCGAAGGCUUGCCGCCCGUCUUGGCUAAUGAGAAGGCAAAGGUGAAGAAGGGCAAGGAGGAGAAGGGGCAGGCGACUCUAGAUAGCCUCUUCGCCGGUGCAGGGAAGAAGCGUAAGAGGGAAGACGCCGCG